This is a messenger RNA of Blastomyces dermatitidis ER-3, 1350 nucleotides long. Its product is annotated as splicing factor 3a subunit 2. NCBI's taxonomy places the organism in Eukaryota, Fungi, Ascomycota, Eurotiomycetes, Onygenales, Ajellomycetaceae. The record is from RefSeq and is a predicted model, not a curated record. Gene Ontology annotation, molecular function: zinc ion binding; nucleic acid binding. Gene Ontology annotation, biological process: spliceosomal complex assembly. The transcript has 3 exons. Bases 44 to 754 code for a protein of 236 amino acids. Gene Ontology annotation, cellular component: nucleus; catalytic step 2 spliceosome; U2 snRNP.
CUCAACUCAAAGCUAAUAUCACAUCCCUCCGGAACCCAUUAUCAUGGAUUAUCAGAACCGCGCAGGCUCCAAAUUCGGAGGCGGAGGCGUCGCCUCCCAUUCCGCCACGAACGCUGACCGGCGCGAACGACUCCGCAAACUGGCGCUCGAAAACAUCGACCUCGAAAAGGACCCCUACUUCUUCAAAAACCAUGUAGGCAGCUUUGAAUGCCGCCUCUGUCUAACUGUCCACCAAAACGACGGCUCCUACCUUGCCCACACCCAGGGUCGCAAGCACCAAACCAACCUCGCCCGCCGCGCUGCUCGCGAACAGAAGGAGGGCAAGGGGCAAGAUGGCUCCCUCCUACCCGCCGCGAUGGGCGUGCAGGUGAAGCGCAACACAGUCAAGAUUGGCCGGCCGGGAUAUAAAAUCACCAAGACGAGAGAUCCGCUCACGAGGCAGCAUGGAUUGCUGUUCCAGCUGCAGUAUCAGGAAAUCACACCGGGGGAAGUACCUCGAGUGCGGUUUAUGUCGGCCUUUGAGCAGAAGGUUGAUGACCCACCGGAUAAGGAUUUCCAAUAUUUGCUUGUUGCGGCGGAGCCGUAUCAGACAUGCGGUUUCAAGCUGCAAGCUAGGGAGGUGGAUCGGAGUGAGGGGAAGUUCUGGACUUGGUUUGAUCAGGAUAGUAAGGAGUUUUGGAUACAGGUGAUGUUCAAGACGGAACGGGAGGAGCGGUAUUCUGGCGUGCCGGGUCUUGGACCUGUACGAAGAUGAUUGAUGUAGUCAUUGCAUUUCGUGGCACUUUUCGCCUGCGUUCUUUUCUAUCUGUUAUUUUCUCGAUGGAGUUCUAUGGUAUUGCGCGGAGUUUGGCCAAAGGGAUUUCGAUACCUGCAUUAAAAUAAUGGGGGCUAUGGGCUAAUAAUACAUUCGUAUAUGGGUGAUUUAUCUAAACUUAUUCAAAUAUGACCUUUGCGCGCUGCGUUAUUCUAUUCCAUGAUAUCGCGAAGAUGCUCUGUUCUCUUGUGAUGUAAGUUAGAAUACCCUGACCAUGGUUUCGUUCAGAGCGAGUGCAAUAUAGAGGAAAUCACACUGUAUUGUCAUAGCAAAUAUGAUAUGCUCCAAAUGAGCUAGUGAUCUAACCUAUGCAAGCUCAGUUAAAAUAAAGUUCCAUUACUAGGAUGUUUAAGGCACGCAAAAUGUGUCAUGUCCGAUAUUGACCAACACCCAGCUCGUUCAAAAUAUCCAUAUCUCGCUGAACAGAUCAGCCUCAUACGGACAGUUGGAAAUCUGGUGAAAAGCAGCAGGAAAGCCCAGAUGAGAUAAAUAAGAAAAUAGAAAAGAAAGAAGAAAAAGAAAAAAGAAAAAAAGAA